AUGAGUUAUACUUAUGUCCCAAAGGUAAAACCUGAUAAUAAUAAAAAUAAUAGUAACACUAAUAUUAAUAAUAAUAAUAAUAAUAAUGUUCAACCACAACACCAUUUUCAACAAGUAUUUGUAGAAAGACAACAACCACCACCACAACAACAACAACAACAACAACAACAACCACCAUUCCAACAACAACAACCACAACAAUAUCAACAAGGUUAUUAUGGUGUUAAUAAUAAUAAUAAUAAUAAUAAUAAUCAACAAAAUGCUUUUGUACCACCAUUAGCAAAACAAGCACCAAAAGAAAAAAAACCACCAAGACCAAAACCUGAAAAGGUCGCUCCUAUCCCAGGUGCUCCUCAAAUUGAAAAACAAGCAGGUAGAAUCCCAAAAAAGAAUAAUAAUAAUAAUAAUAAUAAUAACAACAACAACAACAAUAAUAAUAAUAAUAAUGUUGAUCCACAACAACAACAACAACAACCACAACAACAACAACCUCAACAACCUCAGCCACCAAUUGCUAAACCACCAAAACCAAUUAAAAAAGAAAAACCAAAUAAACCACCAGCACAAAAACAACCACCAGCACAACAAUUAGCACAACAAGACAAUAAUAAUAAUAAUAAUAAUAUUAAUAAUAUUAAUAAUAAUAAUAAUAAUAAACCAAUUAAACAAAAACCAAUAAGAACAAAUAAAAAUGAUAUUAAAAAAUUAAAAGAAGAACAAGAAGAGAAAGAACGUAAGGAGAAACAAGAGAGAGAGAAAAAGGAACAAGAGGAGAGAGAAGAAAAAGAGAGAAUUGAAAAAGAACGUAAAGAAAAGGAAGAAGAGGAGAGAAAAGAAAGGGAAAUGAAAUUGGAGCAAGAAAAGAAGGAGAGGGAAUUAAAACUUGAGCAAGAUAGAAUUCAAAAGUUAAAAGACGAGAUACAACUUCAACAAAAACUUCGUAGCCUAAAUCAAAAACAUAGCAAAGCCAAUAAACAAGGCACCAAAGAUUUAGACUCUAGCUUUAAAAAGGUAUCGACAUUUGUAAAGAAAGUCAAGACCUUGACUGAAUGCAGGGAGAAUAUCGUCAGUGAGGUGUCGCAGCUCAAUCUCUCCCACUACGUCUCGGAGAUCAUCCCGUCGCUCUUGAAAUCCAAUUUCAAAGCCCAGGAUAUCCCCUACGUGAUUCAGGUGCUCUCAAUGAUGUAUCAGAAAUACGACGAUGUCGACACCAUCAUCGCUGAGCAAAUUCCUCCAUUUUUCACACCCCUUAUCAUAGCAUCAACCGAUUCAGAGAAUGAAAGAAAUUCGAAAAUCACCAAACGUAGAUUCAUAAUUCGUAUAAUGAUUGAUUUAUUUUGUGUUGAUAUCAUUCAUUCCUAUCAACCAAUUUAUAAAUUGGUUAGUAAACUUUCAACCUCUUCAACCAUUGAACAAGAUAAAGAGAGUGGAUAUGGUAAUUUAUUAACAUUUUUAGUAUUUUUAAAACAAUUUCAACAAGUUUCAAAUUAUAAAGAUAAAAUACCAGAUUUAAUAAAUCUAUUUCAUAGUUUAUUAACUACUGAAGAAAUUACAAAUACUAAAAACUUAAUUUCAAAUUAUUAUCAAACUUUAUGUAAUUUUUUAACAAAAGAGAAAUCUCUAUUAAGAGAUAGAGAAAAAGAAAUUAAAUUAUUUAUGAGAACAAAAGGUGAAGUACCAGAAGAAUCAUCAAAAGAUUAUGAUUCAAUGAGAAAACAAUAUGAAAAGUUAAUUACAAAUAUAUCAAGUUUUGCAGAAUUAAUUGGUGAACCAAUUCCAAAUAAUGAUUAUUCAUUCCAAUUGGAAGAGGAAAUUAAUAAUGAACAAAAAUCUGAACAAUUGGAAGUUUUUGAUUCACCAUUUGAAAAUGAUGAACAAAAACAGUUUUAUGAAAUUACUUUACAUGUACCUUCAAAAGAUUCAAUUAAUAAUACUCCAAAAUCAACUUCAACUAAUAAUACAGCAACAACAACUAAUAAUAAUACUAAUACCACCGCUACCACUACAACUACUCCAUCUUCAACACCACUACCACCAACAUCAACAACAACAACAAUAAAUUCAUUACCUUCAACACCAUUAAAUUCAACACCAACUUUAACGUCAAUAAAUAGUACAAAUGAAGUAUCACCAACUAUAACAGAAUCAAUUUCAUCAUCAUCAACAACAACUACAACUAUAACUACAAAAACUAGUGAAGAAAUUGAAAAAGAAAAACAAAGAGUUAAACAUUGUUUAGAGGAUAUAGUUAAACAAUUAAAAAAUUCAAAUAAACCAAGUGUAAUUGAUUCAUUGGUUACAGAAUUUAUAAAAUUACCAAGUAAAUUCACCAAAUUAUUCCUUCAACAAUUAUUACUUCAUUCUAGAAUUGAUCAUAUUCCAUCGAUUUGUAGAUUUUUAGCAACCAUUUAUCAAUCAAAUAGUUAUAGGGAAUAUGUUAAUACCUUUAUCAAAGAGAUUGAAGAAGAUAUGAAAGGUUUGUUUGAAAAGAAAGAACCAAAUCUAUUGAAUGUAAAAUUAAGGAAUAUAACAUUCAUUUCAGAGUUUAUCAAGUUUUCCAUAUUACCAAAAUCAACUGCAUUCUCUUAUUUACGUAUUUGUUUCGAUGAUUUCAUUCAACAUAAUAUUGACGUGGCUUGUUUAAUCUUUGAAACCUGUGGUAGAUUCCUAUAUAGAACACCAGAUACUCAAAUUAGGUUAAGAAACAUGUUGGAUAUUUUAAUCAAGUAUCGUAACUCCACUAGUUUAGGCGCUACAAAGGAACCAAUGGUAGAGAAUGCCUAUUUGGCUUGUAGACCGUUGGUGGUAAAACGUAAGCAAAUCAAUCCUAUCAAAAAGUUUGUAAAGUUUUUAAUUUUCAAAUAUUUAUCAUCCACCACAUUGGACAGAAUCGUUGAGAAGAUCCUUCAAUUGCCUUGGCCUGAUUGCAGUGACUAUCUCUGUAAAUAUCUAUUGGAUGUGCAAAAGGGUAAAUUUGGCAACAUCUAUUUAAUAGCCGAUGUUUUAUAUCACUUGAAAGAAUACUAUCCCGAGUUUGUCCGUCACGUAAUUUGGAAGCUUUAUGAAGAGAUCACCAUUGGCUUUGAAAAGAACGAUUUCAAUUACAACCAAAAGAGAAUCAUGCAAGUCACACUAUUUGGCGAAUUGUAUAAUGCAUGUUUAUUGGAGACUAAUCAUAUCUUUGAUUUACUCAUUGGUGCACUCGAAUUUGGGUAUACCACUAGUCAUCUCUUCCCUUCCAAUAUCUUUAGAGAGAGAGAUCUCCUAAAGAGUAGACCAAAACCAAAUUUGGAUGAUUUCGACCCAAUCAAUGAUUGCUUCAGAGUUAGGUUCAUUUCCACUUUACUUUUAGUUUGUAAAGAUUGUUUCCCUUUAGAAGAUAUUGAACAACAUUUAAAACCAUAUUUAGUAUUCUUUCAACGUUAUACUCUAACAAAAUUAUUACCUCUAGAAAUUGAAUUUAUGAUUACCGAUUGUUUACAAAUUGUACCAGAUAUUAAAGUUUUUAAAACUUGGGAAGAAGCAAAUGAUGAAUGUAUGAUUUUAUCAGGUAUUACACCACAAUCAAAACAAGAAUUACAAAAACAAAAACAAGAAUUACAACAACAACAACAACAACAACCAAAAAUUAAAAUCCAAUCAAAUAAAUCAAAAUCACCUUCAUCUAUGUCUUCUACUUCUCCACAACUUUCUUCUUCUUCACCAUUACCAUUACAGCAACAACCACAACCUCAACAACCACAACCUCAACCAAUUAUUAUUGAAAGUGAACAAGAUGUUUUAAAUAUUAUUCAAGAUAAUGAUGAAGAUGAUAUUAGUCUUGAGGAAGAUAUUCUUAAAGAAUUUAAACAAAUGUUAACAGAUGGUCAACAAGAACAAAAGAAAAUAAUUGAAAAACAAAAACUUGCACUUCCAUCACUUUUUAGUAUUGACGCAAAUAAUUCAAAUAACAAUAAUAAUAAUAAUAAUAAUAACUAUAUUAAUAGUAAUCCAGUUUCACCAACACCAGGUACAAAAACAUUUAAGAUUUUAUUGAAAAAAGGUGAUAAACCAAUCUCAAAGAAUAUUGAAAUACCUGAAGAUAGUGACAUUGUUGUAAAUAUUAUGAACGCAAAAGAAGAAUAUGAAAAAGAUAUAAGAGAAAAUAAAAAAAUGGUUUUAAAACAACUUCAAUUAAGUGAAAAAUAA
Messenger RNA from Dictyostelium discoideum AX4, 4188 nucleotides. RefSeq names its product eukaryotic initiation factor 4 gamma, middle domain-containing protein. NCBI's taxonomy places the organism in Eukaryota, Evosea, Eumycetozoa, Dictyosteliales, Dictyosteliaceae. The transcript has 2 exons. The coding region runs from base 1 to 4188 and encodes 1395 amino acids. The record is from RefSeq and is a predicted model, not a curated record. Gene Ontology annotation, biological process: nuclear-transcribed mRNA catabolic process, nonsense-mediated decay. Gene Ontology annotation, molecular function: RNA binding. Gene Ontology annotation, cellular component: cytoplasm.